AUGGCGGACAUACCCCUCGACUAUGGCUCGGCAGAGGCCGACCUAUCUGCCCCUACUGUUCCUAUGCAGGACGAUACCAUGGAUGACGGAUCUCAAGCAGCUCCACCCCAAGGCUCACGCUUCUACGCCUUGCCCACGGACCAAGCCGUUGAAGCAGGUGCACAACGAGGCCCUGCUCCACUCACAGGUAGCGAGACGCAAUCUCUUGAUGGCGCUGCAUUGAUGGGUAAUGAAGAGCCCUCCUCACCUCCCGACCCGCCGGCAGUAGAAAGCGGCAGCGACAUCCGACUAGAUACCCUCCUCAUCGAAGGACUCCCCAUCACCCAACUCUCCACUUCCCGUCUUUUUGCAUAUCUCACACACUACGGUGCUCAACCUCUGGGUCUGGAAUGGAUUGACGAUAUGCGCUGCAAAAUAGUGUUCACUGAUGAAAGGUCUGCUCGUCUUGCGCUAGAAUACCUCUGCCCCUCACCUUCCUCCACCACCGACACCGCUGCUGAGAACACCGAUAUGCAGGACGCAGGAGAAACCGACACCAUCCCACUCCCCAACAUCGACACACUGAUCGAAUACGAUCCCGACUCAUGGCAUUCUGAGUUCAUCACCUCCCUCGUUACUCCUCGCAAAGCCCACCGCAUUCCCGUAAAACUCUACACUCAUGUCGAACGACAAGCUGCACUCACAGAACUCGAAGAACGUGAACGCACCGCCGAAGCCGUCUCCUCCCUCCCAGAUGAUGUACCGGAAAUCUACAGAGAGAUGGAAGAAGCAGAUCGCAAAGCAGCUUUGCAGACACGCGAAGUUCGCGAUCUACAGAAACUUCGCUCCACGCUCUGGUUUAGACAUGCAGUCACUGAUGUUGAUCGAAAAGAGUCUCGCGCAUCCACCAAAUCACAAUGGUACAAGAGGCACGGAUAUGAAGCGGGUAGAGAAAUCGUACCGAAAUUGUUGCAGGUGGGAGAAGUUAGGGAGAGUGUGGAGCUGUUCCCUGAUUACAAGCCGUCUGAGUCUCGGGGUGAUGGAAGGAGAAGACAUAGGGAUGACAAGCGAUCGAUAAUGGAUCAGCUCGACUCCGAACUGGACAAUCAUAUUGCGAGGAGAGAUGAGGAGGAGGAACCAGAGAGACGAUCAGGAGAGAUGAUGGCCGAUGCCGUUCAAGCUCGUCAAUCCAGCCGAAGAUCUAGACGUGAUGAAGACCGUGAUCUCAUGGACAGGCUCGGAUCACGCAGCAGCCGUCGACGACAUGGCGAGACAUCAACAUCAGAAGGUAGAUGGGCUCAUGACGCAUACGAUGAGCUCGAAUCCGGUUCUCGCAGAUCACAGGGUCGUGGCCGUCGUUCCCGUGGCCACCGCAACGAAGUGGACGCAAUGGAUGAAGAAUUGGAAGACAUUCGUCGUCAACGUUCUCACCAGCAUCAACGCGAACUUUCGCCCGGCCGUGGCGGCUCUAGGUCAGAAGAGGGUCGAGUAAAAGUGAAAGGAAGGGGAAGGAUGAAAGCUCCCGGCCUUUCUAGCUUCGACGAUGAGGGUAAAGGAAGCUUGGCUUCGCGUAUGAACGGCGGCAAUUUGCUAGGGAGGAUGGGUGGACGUGAUUUAGCUGAUCGCUUCUCCUAA
Ustilago hordei is the source of this 1614-nucleotide messenger RNA. RefSeq lists its product as uncharacterized. The transcript has a single exon. Lineage: Eukaryota; Fungi; Basidiomycota; Ustilaginomycetes; Ustilaginales; Ustilaginaceae. The record is from RefSeq and is a predicted model, not a curated record. The coding region runs from base 1 to 1614 and encodes 537 amino acids. Gene Ontology annotation, molecular function: RNA 7-methylguanosine cap binding; mRNA binding. Gene Ontology annotation, cellular component: nucleus; cytosol.